Molecule: messenger RNA, 2158 nt
Organism: Arvicola amphibius (Eurasian water vole)
Lineage: Eukaryota; Metazoa; Chordata; Mammalia; Rodentia; Cricetidae
Product: arylamine N-acetyltransferase 1
Exons: 2
Coding region: 536-1408 (290 amino acids)
Molecular function (GO): acetyltransferase activity
Source: RefSeq, a predicted model, not a curated record
GGCCAGGCAGUGUUUAAAAGAAUACAAUUUGUGUGUUUCUAUUUUGGGUGUAAAGCUAGCCAGGCAGGAGCCGGGCGGGAACGUAGCCCACAGCUCCUUCUACACACUCGGGUCCGUGCUUAUGCUUCUGAUGCCAGCACUUUACAGACUAAACCAUCUCUUAGCCCCAAACAUAUUAUUUUAUUGGGUUAUGUUUAACUUUUGGUUAUUAAGAUUCUGUACUGUCAAAUACCUGUAAGGAUGUUCUUUCUAUUGUUCCAUUUCUUCUUCUAAUGGUUCCAAUGCUUGUUUUUCUAGGUUUAAAACUUUCUUUGCAUGUCUGUCUUGUCUUCCUCCCCCAAUAGCAAAGUGUCUUUUCAUCUGUUUGUCAUUAUGGUCAUAUAUGUGUAAUUCUGCUCUAUGUGUACUUCUCAAGCCUGCUGAGGCUAGUGUGAUAUCUGACGGUUGCUAGGCUUGGACUCCUCAGUCUUGCCAGAGGAAGGGAAAGACAAUCAAGUGGACAAGAGCCUUUUUUGUGGAGAUUCUCUGUGGGACCAUGGACAUCGCAGCAUAUUUUGAAAGGAUUGGUUAUAAGAACUCAGCUACUAAACUGGACUUGGACACUCUAACUGAAGUUCUUCAGCACCAGAUGCGAACAGUUCCUUUUGAGAAUCUUAACAUGCAUUGUGGAGAAGCCAUGAAUUUGGACCUAGAGACCACAUUUGACCACAUAGUGAGGAAGAAGCGGGGCGGGUGGUGUCUCCAGGUUAAUCAUCUCCUGUACUGGGCUCUGACUGAAAUGGGCUUUGAAACUACAAUGUUGGGAGGCUACGUUUACAUAGUUCCAGUCAAUAAAUACAGCAGAGAAAUGAUUCACCUCCUAGUCCAGGUGACCAUCAGUGACAGGAACUACAUUGUUGAUGCGGCCUUUGGAGGCUCCUGCCAGAUGUGGGAGCCUCUGGAAUUAGCAUCAGGGAAGGAUCAGCCUCAGGUGCCUGCCAUCUUUCGUUUGACAGAAGAGAAUGGAACCUGGUACAUGGACCAAAUCAGAAGAGAGCAGUGUGUCGCAAACCAAGAAUUUGUUAACUCUGACCUCCUUGAGAAGAGCAAACAUCGGAAAGUCUACUCUUUCACUCUGGAACCACGUACUAUUGAGGACUUUGAACAUGUAAAUACCUACCUCCAGACGUCAUCAACAUCUGUAUUUGUACACACUUCAUUUUGUUGUUUGCAGACCCCAGAAGGUGUUUGUUGUUUAAUAGGCUCUACCUUUGCAAGUAGGAAAUUCAGCUAUAAGGACAAUGUGGAUCUGGUGGAGUUUAAGAAUGUAAAUGAGGAAGAAAUAGAAGGUGUACUCAAAGCUGCCUUUGGUGUUUCUUUGGAGAGAAAGCUUGUACCCAAAAAUGGUGACCUGUCUUUUACUAUUUAGGGUGAGAAGCAAAAUUGGUUUUCAUUACUAUUUCAUGUUCAUCAACAUUUGUAACGUAUGCAGAUGUAUCCAAAACAGUCCUUAUAAGAUCAUCACUGAACUUGAUAUUGACCAACUAAUGAUUUGUGUCUUUUAUUUCCUACAUUUUAUAAAAAGAAAUCCUAGCAGUCCUGUCAUUUUACCAUGAAAAAUAUAAUGUUAUAAUUAAAUAAAAUUUUAAUGAAUAUAAUCACAAUCCUUUUCAAGAUUAAUCGUACAAAAAAUUCUUAAUGAAGAUGUGGUUAUCUUGGGAGCCAUAUUCACUUGCAAGAGAAAACCUUGUUAUUGUUGAACUCACAUAAAACUUGUACUAGUAGUUCAGUAUGAAUAAACUGAACUGAAGCCAUUAAAUUCAGCGAGAAUAAAUCUGAUGACCAAGGUUUACAAGGAGCCACCUUCACAACUUAAGAUCAGAAUAAAGCAAGCAAGAAUGAGUCAUCAGUUCAGUUCCAGGCAACUUCCUAGUCCCACGACAAAACUCAAGCCAAUACGUGGGGCUCUGUGAGUGACUGCCAAGAUAAUGACAUGGCUUGGAAUUUCUCCCAAAGAUAAUUGUGUGGCACAUGUCUGUUUUUAUUUGAUAGUUUUUUUUAAAGCUAUGGGAACACUGAUAUUUGGAAUUAGGUGAUUUAUAAAAUAUAUGUUACUGGAAACAUUGUUUAUGAAGUAUAUUGAUUACUAACUAUAUUAAAGUAGUGUUGGCUAAGAUAA